AAGAAACGAUACACCCGGAAGUGUCUUAGGCGAGCUGGAGGCGUGCCGCCGGAGGCCUCACCGCUAUGGGCCGCAACAAGAAGAAGCGAGAUGGCGACGACCGGCGGCCGCGGCUUGUUCUCAGUUUCGACGAAGAGAAGCGGCGGGAGUACCUGACUGGCUUCCAUAAGAGGAAGAUAGAGCGGAAGAAGGCAGCCAUUGAGGAGAUCAAGCAUCGGCUCAAGGAGGAGCAAAAGAAGCUCCGGGAGGAGCGCCAUCAGGAAUACUUGAAGAUGCUGGCAGAGAGAGAGGAGGCUCUGGAGGAGGCAGAUGAACUGGACAGGCUGGUGACGGCAAAGACAGAGUCGGUGCAGUAUGACCACCCCAACCACACAGUCACCGUGACCACCAUCAGUGACCUGGACCUCUCGGGGGCCCGGCUGCUGGGACUGUCUCCACCUGAGGGGGCUGGGCACGGGUCCGAGGAAGAGGCGUCCUCUGUGGAGAAGCCGACCAGAGCCUUACCCAGGAAGUCCAGAGACCCCCUCCUGUCCCAGCGGAUCUCCGCUCUCACGGCGUCACUGCACGCACACAGUCGCAAAAAGACCAAGAGGAAACGUCCCCGACAGGCCCAAGACUCCACCAAGAAGCCCCCGAGUGCCACUCGUACGAGCAAGACCCAGCGCCGCCGGCUGACGGGCAAAGCCCGGCACAGCGUAGAGUGAGCCCCGAGAACCAGGCCGUGCCCGGUCCUGUGCUGUGUCCGCCUGGCUGGCCCGGUAACGCAACACCGAGGUGGGGUGACUCUGCGGCCCACGGCAGGGAGGCCAGCACCUCUGGCCCGAGCUUGCUCCCUGGCAGGGGCAGACAGCUGAGAAGUGACUCGCCCCCAGGAGGAGCCUUCAGAGCCGAACCUGGGGCAUCUUCCCAAAUGUCUCCCCCACUGAGCCUUCAUCAGAUUUGUGAAACUGAGUACACUUGUGGUCUAAAGUUUGUCCCUGACCCUGAUACCGCGUGCCAAGGGCAGGCUUCUGAGGUGGUGGAAACCGUCAGGCAGGUGGGUCCAUCUUCCCUGUCCCAACAGUUUUCCCUGUGGGGGUGAGACAGGUAGUGUUAGGUCUGGGCCCCCUAACCCGGGUUGCAGGCAAGCAUAACACUGGAAGAAUCCAGAGUCAGCCAGCUGCUCUGAAAAGCAGGCUGCUGGGCCAGGGGGGUGAGCGGCGCCGGACUCCGCCCUUUACUGGCUGAAACUUCUUGGCCUCAUUGGUCUCCUCAGCUGAAACUGAAGUGGUGGAAGCGGAUGAGUUCCAGAGCAUUCCCCACCCAGCUCAGGCCCAGUGAGAGAUGGACAGGGUGACAGGAGAGUGCAGUGCCAGGAGCAGCCGCAAGUGCCAUCAGGCCCCGGGGUGUGGGAGGGCCUGGCAGGAGGGGGAGCUGACCCCCCAAGCAGGUCUUCCUUCUGCUCAGCCCGUGGAGGGCUGCCAUUGGGCAGGCACGUCUCUUCUCCUGUCCCCAGUGCCGUGGGGGGGUCAUUUACCAUUUAGAGCUACACAUGGUGAUAUUUACAAGUAUUCUCAUCUUCUCUCUCCCGUGUGCGCCAUCAGUUCUUACAGUAAACCAAGGAGAUUGAGUCAGCGAUUUUGCCCAUCUUGGGAUCAGAAGUGAUGGAAUCAGAACCCUCUGGAGAACUUGCCUUUUCUCCCCAGAGCCCCUCUCUCCAUGAUCCACGCCUGGAUUCUUUCCUUGCCACUCUCCGUCUGGUGGGCCUCCUGGGCUCGGGGCUUCUAGGAGCUUUAUAAAGAAGGAUUAGGUUUAGCUGCGUAUAAUAGAAAACAAAAUUUAAAAACAACUGGCUUGUAUAAGAGGAGGUAACAGGGAGAUAACUAGCCUGGAGCCAGGGGGGCUGGGGGGCUGGGAUGGCAGGCUUUUAGCUUUUUGUUUUGUGCCAUUUUCUUUCUUUCUUUUUUCUUUUUUAAAGAUUUUAUUUAUUUGACAGAGCGAAAGAGCACAAGCAGGCGGAG
Molecule: messenger RNA, 2000 nt
Organism: Zalophus californianus (California sea lion)
Lineage: Eukaryota; Metazoa; Chordata; Mammalia; Carnivora; Otariidae
Gene: NOL12
Product: nucleolar protein 12
Exons: 6
Coding region: 66-704 (212 amino acids)
Cellular component (GO): nucleolus
Molecular function (GO): RNA binding
Source: RefSeq, a predicted model, not a curated record